Messenger RNA from Pediculus humanus corporis (human body louse), 1788 nucleotides. RefSeq lists its product as uncharacterized. The transcript has 9 exons. Gene Ontology annotation, cellular component: plasma membrane. Lineage: Eukaryota; Metazoa; Arthropoda; Insecta; Psocodea; Pediculidae. The record is from RefSeq and is a predicted model, not a curated record. Bases 1 to 1788 code for a protein of 595 amino acids. Gene Ontology annotation, molecular function: intracellularly calcium-gated chloride channel activity; volume-sensitive chloride channel activity.
AUGGAGCCUGAUCAGUACAAGCCGACUGUUUUGGCAAAAAUUUUCCACAAGUUACCACAUUUUAACAUAACAUUGCAUUUUGUAAAUGCAACAUUCAAUCCGGACAGCGAAACUUAUCUCGAGUCGCUCGGAAUCUUAGCAUCCAUUCCGGCAGCUUGGGUCAUAUUAACAUUGUUCGUUUUGCUUGUUUACCUCUGUACCAGAUGUUGCGACAGGAAACCCAGACCCAAACACAGCAUCAGUUUGCUCAAAUGGACUUUGAGCAUUUUCACCAUAUUGUGUUGUGGAGCUAUAGGAGUUGGACUUUACGGAAAUGAUGAUGUUCAUAAUGCUGUCGUUCAUUUUGUGUCUGCAAUUAAAGCUGUCAACGAAAAAAUUUUAGCUGUCAAAAAUCAGACGGGUACGAUUGAAUCCACUCUGCAAUUAAAAGUCAAACCUUUGCUUGCCGAACUCAGCGAUAUUUUCGAUGAUCCCGUCGCAAAUCAAACGGCUCGAGCCAUGUUAUUGGUCGGGUUGAAUGCCGUCGUCGGGAAUACAUCAUCAGCUUUGGCAAGUUCUUUAGAUAUAAGCCGGCCUCUUCAGGGAAUCAAUUUAAGAACUAUAAUUCAUUACGUUCAAUUAGGAGAAACAAUAAGAUGGCCUGCCACGAUGGGAGUUUUAAGCCUUUUGCUUGUCUUCUGUGUUAUACUGUUGUUUGGAGUUGCACGACAUUCUAGAUGUUGCUUAAUUACGUUUUCAGUUUUCGGUUUGUUUGCCGUCAUAAUUAAUUGGAUGUUGACAUCGGUUUACCUUGCGAUAUCCGUGGCUCUGGGAGAUUUAUGCGUUGCACCCGAAGACUUUCUCAGAUAUGAAUCUCCGAGCUCUUUGCAGGCGGAAGUUUUAAAAUAUUAUAUGCGAUGCGAGCCGUCACACACGAAUCCUUUCACUCAAAGACUUCGCGAAGCUCAGCGUGGAGUGGACGCCAUGACGGCUAAUCUUGGAGUCGUUGCCAAAUUAGCGGAUCAAUUAUACCAUAAAAACGAUUUGCAUCCCAGACUGGAUAUUCUUACCAAAGACAUUAAUUUGACAGAUAAAUUAGUAUCUAGUCUGGCUGCACUUUUAGACUGCAGGCCGUUGCACAAGCAAUACCUUGAAGCGGUACGAAGCGUCUGUGAUCUUGGUUUAUACGGUAUGGCUUUCAUGUUGUUGGCCAGCAUUUCAGCCGGUCUAUUAUUCACGGUACUCGUUUGGGUUGAUUCUCACACCUGGAUAUACAUUCGUAAAAGGAGAGAUUAUUUGCAAGUGGAUGAACAAGAUCCGUUUCUGCCACCUAGCGCUGCUUCGCAAGCCAUUGCAGCCCGGACACUUCGCAACCAAGGGUCGUACAACGCACCUCCUCACUCUGCAUCAUCCAUUAAACGUAUUCCCUCGUCCAGGAAUGCAAUUGAACCAUCUCCUAGCAUGCCUCAUCGUUACACUCCCCUGAGUCCGAAUCCGUUCGCUUUGAAUUUAUCAAACGAAACCAAAGAUUUUCAAAAAUAUUUAGAAAGCACGUCAAACGUUUAUUACGAUUCGACAAUACCGGAAACGCGAAAACCGAAUAAAAUUGACGAAGUCGAUAACGAAAACGUUGACGACGAUUCGGGUUACGGAUAUUACAGUUCAAUUCCGGUCAACCGGGGAUUUAAUUCUCCCGCGCGAAAAAACAAUUACAGGGAUCAAAAUAACGAUAGGGAACCGUCCAAAUGGUCCCAGCGUCAGAGUUCACAAAAUUCAACGUUGGAGUCCACGUGGUCUCCGAAAACGUAA